Molecule: messenger RNA, 2330 nt
Organism: Rubroshorea leprosula
Lineage: Eukaryota; Viridiplantae; Streptophyta; Magnoliopsida; Malvales; Dipterocarpaceae
Source: the annotation of a GenBank genome assembly
AUUAGAAGAAAAGAUCUAAUUGAAAACUGGAUUUGUGAGGGAACUGUUCAAAAAUUAGGAAGCAGAAGAGAAAUGCAUGAUAAAGGAAAUGCUAUUUUAAAUAGGCUUUUAAACUGUUGUUUGUUAGAGGAAGCCAAUAAAGAGUCGUGUGUUAAGAUGCAUGAUGUUGUGAGGGACAUGGCAUUGCGCAUCAAGAGCACGGGUCCUGGCAUGUUUAUGGUAAAAGCUGGAAUGAGAUUGACAAAGAUACCGGAUGAGGAUGAAUGGAAUGAAGAUCUAGACAAGGUCUCCCUCAUGGAAAAUUUAAUAUCAUAUAUCCCUCAAAAUGUGUCCCCCAAAUGCUUGAUGCUCUCAACCUUGAUUUUGGAGGGUAAUUAUUACUUGAGCCAAAUUUCUGAGUGUUUUUUUGCUAACAUACCCCUGCUGAAGUUCCUUGAUCUUUCUAGAACUGACAUUGAGGUUCUACCUAAUUCCAUAUGUAACUUGGAAUAUCUCACUGCACUGAUCCUCUAUGCAUGUCAGCGUUUAGAACGCAUGCCUUCCUUGUCAAAGCUUAAAGCACUGAAGAAGUUGGAUUUGAAGGGAGCAGGCCUUCGUGAGGCUCCUGAAGGCAUUGAAAUGUUAGAAAAUUUGGAAUAUCUUGAUUUAUCUUGUCCCAACCUGAGGGUGCUACCAAGAGGAAAAAUCAGGAACCUCUUCCGCCUCCAAUACCUACGUACACAUGGAAUUUUUCGAAGUGAAAUAAGUGGAGAAGAAGUAGCAGGUUUGAAGAUGCUGGAAUUGUUUGAAGGUGAAUUUGAUUGGUUGACAGACUUCAGCAGUUUUGUUAAAGAGUUGAACCAUUUUGGAAGACCCUGUCAUUACUUUAUGAAAAUGGAAGAAGAAACAGGCGCGCUAAGGAGAUUGAAAGCGGUUCGAUUCUGGGUUAAUUGGAAUUCAUUAUGGUUACCGGAUAUCAAGGAAUUAGUACCAGAAGAUGUGAGACACACAGGCAAAGAUGAGGGGCACUUUUGGAAGUUCAAUAAUAAUGAUCUUCCUAAACAGGUAAUUUUAUUCAAAUGCGAGAUAGGAGAAGAAGAUGAGUUUGUCCUUCCAGAUGACCUUCAGGAUUUGAGGAUUGAAUACUGCAAUGCGGCCGGUGAUAUUUCUAUUUUUCAGAAAGAUUUUACUCAAUUGCGAACAUGUGCUUUCAAAUAUUGCGAAGGGAUAGUGUGUGCGGUCUCUUUGUCAUCAUCUUCAUCUACUUCCUUGACAGUUAUGAAUAACCUUGAAGUACUAACUCUUGAGCUGAGGGUAUGCAAUUGUCCAAAAUUGAAGAAGCUUUUUCCAUGGGAGUUGCUGCAGGGUCAGGGCCUCCAAAACUUGGAGCUGAUUGUGGUGAAUAAUUGUUGGGGAAUGGAGGAAAUAAUAGGAUGGGAAGAAGAAGAUGAAAGAAAUCAAACAACUACUCCAAUAUUGAUCACUCUUCCAAAAUUAGAGACAUUGGCGUUGCAAUCUCUACCAGAAUUGAAGAGAAUCUGCCCCGAAAGAGGAGUAAUGGUUUGUGAAUCUCUCAUUAGCAUCCAUAUAGACACCUGUGUGAAGGUAAAAAGGAUUCCCCUUUGUCUUGGAAGGGAAAACGCGCAACCAUCUCUUCCUGCUGUCAAAUCUAUCUAUAUUUCCAAUCCAAACGAAUGGUGGGAAUCGUUGCAGUGGGAGAAUCCUGACGAUAAGAUUGUCCUCCUACCUUUCCUCAAAUAUAAUGAGAUCUUGGACAACAACACUAUGGAAACUUCGGUAGAGAUUGAAUAUCAGUAUCUUUAGCAUUUCCUUUUUGCCUCUAUGAGUUUCAAUUAUGAAUUGACUAGUUUCUAACACGCAGCUCAGCUCAGGGAGCAAGCACCUGAAUGGAUUUCCUGAGUCAUCCAUUGAUUAUCAAUCUGGUCAAUCUGUGUCCACUUUCUAAUGCCCAGCCUAGAAGCCAAUAAUCUGCUUUUUGUGGAAUCCCUGGUUAGAGUUGUGUUUUGAACCAAUAUGCCUCCUGCUGUCACCUAGUUUGUUAGUUUAUUUGACAAGAGAGAGUUUCUCUUAGACUUAGACGACAGUGCCCAUAAUUUCCUAUUGAACUGGCGUCAGAGAUAUCCACCAAUCAAAACCCAAGAAUUCUUCAUGUAAGGAGGGAGUUUCGCAGGCAGUAAGUUUUGGGGUUCUCUUUCAUACUUGCACAUAUAGUUAUGUAAAUGCUCUGUAAAUCAUUCCUUAUUAUUGCAGGCCACUAUGUACCAUAACUUGUGGAGCAGGGUUUGUCUAUGAUCAACACAAGGACAUACAAAUAUACUUAAUCAUCUCAA